This is a messenger RNA of Prorocentrum cordatum, 192 nucleotides long. NCBI's taxonomy places the organism in Eukaryota, Dinophyceae, Prorocentrales, Prorocentraceae. The record is from the annotation of a GenBank genome assembly.
GUGGUGAAGUGGAAGGAUGUGCGCGGCCCCAUCGCCGCGGUGCAGGCCGCGCUCUUGCAGAUCGGCUGGGAUCCGCAAAGAGCGGACAUGACGACGGUGCAGAUUGAGCUGAACCGCCUGGCUGCCAAGUCCAAGUUCGACGAGUGGGCCGCCGACAUUGCCGUCAUCUCGGGGGGCCAGUGGACCUCGUGA